Rubroshorea leprosula is the source of this 1452-nucleotide messenger RNA. NCBI's taxonomy places the organism in Eukaryota, Viridiplantae, Streptophyta, Magnoliopsida, Malvales, Dipterocarpaceae. The record is from the annotation of a GenBank genome assembly.
AGGAAAAGCCAAGUACUUUUGACAAUGCUAUUAAAAAUGCUGGCUUUGAGAUUUAGGACUCACGGAAUCAAAUGAUGUUUAAUUUCCUUCUCUCUCGACUUGUAGGUGGUAACUGGUAUUUUUUUUCUUUGUUUUGGGGUAUAUUAUAUGCAAAUCUUUUUUAUGGUAUUUUAACUCAAUUUCCAAUUAUCAUUAAAAAUUAUCAAUUUUUAAUUAGUCUCAACAAAUGGUCCCAUAGCCUGCACGGUGAGGUGGAGAUUGCUAGUGACUAGAAACAAAAGAAAAGUAGGAAUAUUGUGCACCAUAUGAAAAUUGGUCUUUAAUUUGUGCCUUUGACUUCCAUUAUGUGCUAUGUCUUUACUUUAGCAUAACCUUUAUUCUAGCAGUAAAAAGCACACAACUAAACUCUGGACAUGUCAUAAUUUAGAGAAGUGGUGACACGUCUCAGAUCAGCUUCUUGGUAUUGAAGGUUAGUUGUUUUGCCCGUUGAACAUAUAUUUUCCCCCAUUGUUUUUGUUAUGAAUCAUACAUCUCAUUUCAUAUUAUUAAUCUUUUUUCUCCAUUAGAGCGAACGAGAAUUUGUUGCCUAGUGGAAUAUGAAUGUUCUGGUUUGUGUCUAUACUUGCUCAUGCAAGUAUGUUUUAACUGAAGGUAGCCUCCCAUGGAUGAUCCAUAAUUUCUUACAUUUGCUAUCAUGCGUCAUAAUUUUUUAAAUAGCUAGGUAAAUGUCUUAGCAAUCAAAUUGACUCAGAAGGAAGGGGAGUUGAUUUAAGAAAAGUUUGGAGUGAAAAAACUAGCUACAAGGCAAAUUUAUUCCAGUUCUUACAGUUAAGUAGUGUUAUUUUUGUAUUUCAUAAUCUCUUUGUUUCCAAAUAUGUCCUUAAUUCUAUUUUCUUUGUGAGUUUAAACUAAUAGUUAUUGAAAUUUUGCCAUUUGAGAUUUAUAUGUGGUUUGUUUUGUUCCCACUCUGUUUGCUGUUUGCUGUUUGGCCCUGCAUCUUGUUAGUUUAAUUUUUUUGUUUUGAAGAUUGUCUAAGUACAUUGUUCCAUGUUUGCUGUUAACUUUGGAGGUUGAGGGGCUAAUAGGGGAGGCUCAUCUAGAGGCUAGGAAAACUAAAUUUUAUUGCAUUGGAGUAUUAGACAAGCAAGGCAAAUUAUCAUAAUUUACUAAGUUUUGCAUUGUUAGUUUUUUCAAGUAUUAAUAGCAGUUUUGCAUUUUUCAUUUCCAGAUGGAAGAAAUUUUAAGGGCAUCAAUUUGCAUUUGGGUUUAUGACUGGUUCUUUUGGUACUUUUUGUUCAAAGACAGAAUUUGUAUCAUACUCAUUAUUGCUUUGGGAGACUCUUGGAUAUAAAAGAUUAAACAUUUUUGAAUGUUUUAAUAUAUAUUAGUAUGAGAAAUUAUGGUUUGUAUUGUUACUGUAUUAUUUUUUCCUAAUCAAGAUAUUGUAAUUUG